Molecule: messenger RNA, 1177 nt
Organism: Neogale vison (American mink)
Lineage: Eukaryota; Metazoa; Chordata; Mammalia; Carnivora; Mustelidae
Gene: PRKAB2
Product: protein kinase AMP-activated non-catalytic subunit beta 2
Exons: 8
Coding region: 139-957 (272 amino acids)
Biological process (GO): signal transduction
Cellular component (GO): nucleotide-activated protein kinase complex; cytoplasm; nucleus
Molecular function (GO): protein kinase binding
Source: RefSeq, a predicted model, not a curated record
ACUGGCCUUGUAGCCAUUUUAGGAGGAAACCCGGAUCGCUAGCCCCGGGCGCGGCUUCAAUUUCAAUAACUUUAUUGGUGGCCUUAUUCGCAGAACAGCCAUCGCACUAGUGGGUGGCCCCCGACUCGAGCUGCAGCCAUGGGAAACACCACCAGCGACCGGGUGGCUGGCGAGCGCCACGGCUCCAAGUCUUCACGCGCUGAGGGCGCCGGCGGCCAUGCGCCGGGCAAGGAGCAUAAAAUCAUGGUGGGGAGUACCGACGAUCCUAGCGUCUUCAGCCUGCCGGACUCCAAGCUCCCUGGGGACAAAGAGUUUGUAUCAUGGCAGCAGGAUUUGGAGGACUCCGUAAAGCCCACACAGCAGGCCCGGCCCACUGUUAUCCGCUGGUCUGAAGGAGGCAAGGAGGUCUUCAUCUCUGGGUCCUUCAACAAUUGGAGCACCAAGAUUCCACUGAUUAAGAGCCAUAAUGACUUUGUUGCCAUCUUAGACCUUCCUGAGGGAGAGCACCAGUACAAGUUCUUCGUGGAUGGACAGUGGGUUCAUGAUCCAUCAGAGCCUGUGGUUACCAGUCAGCUUGGCACAAUUAACAAUUUGAUCCAUGUCAAGAAAUCUGACUUUGAGGUGUUUGAUGCUUUAAAGCUAGAUUCAAUGGAAAGCUCGGAGACAUCUUGUCGAGACCUUUCCAGCUCUCCCCCAGGGCCUUAUGGUCAAGAAAUGUAUGUGUUUCGAUCUGAGGAGAGAUUCAAAUCCCCACCCAUCCUACCUCCUCACCUUCUUCAAGUUAUUCUUAACAAGGACACUAAUAUUUCUUGUGACCCAGCCUUGCUUCCUGAGCCCAAUCAUGUUAUGCUGAACCAUCUCUAUGCAUUAUCCAUUAAGGAUAGUGUGAUGGUCCUUAGUGCAACCCAUCGCUACAAGAAGAAGUAUGUCACUACUCUGCUGUAUAAGCCCAUCUGAAGGGAUCCCUUCCUGCCUCCCAGGAUUUAAGAGAAGCAUCUCCCUUGCCUUUCUGGACUGGACCAGUCUUACCAAGACUGGAAGGCUAAUUUGCUUUGAGGCUGAUAUGUGUGUUUCAGAGCCUUUGAGUAGGAUGCUCGGCUUUUGCAUUCGAUUGCAGAUGGGAGCUUUAUGAGUUUAUGGAAUUUAUUUUAAGACAAAAAAGUUAUAUAAAUAUAUG